Lymnaea stagnalis (great pond snail) is the source of this 7311-nucleotide messenger RNA. Lineage: Eukaryota; Metazoa; Mollusca; Gastropoda; Lymnaeidae. The record is from the annotation of a GenBank genome assembly.
AUUGUCAUUUCAUUUCAGUUACUACAGUUUGAAGUAGGCAUGUUUCUGUUGUAUAUAAUUUUCAAAAGCCGGCAAUUGGUCAUGGGGAUCAAGAUAACAGAGGCUUAGUGGCAAAUUUGUGCUCGAGAAAGCAGUGUUCAGCGACAUAAAAGAAUUGACAUAACCGAGGAGAAAAUGCUCAGACAAAGAGAGAAUUUGGCGGUUCCACUUCAAAAACGUCAUCAUAACAGGGUUGUCGAGUUAACCGAGGUGGAGGUGGUUUGACUGUAGUCCUAUUUUAGAUACCCUGUUCUGUAUGCCUGUUGAUGUUGGCCUGCAUUUUACUAUGGUACUUGAAUGUUCUAGGAUAAGUAAGUUACCAGGCCUAUAAAUGAUGCAGACAUUUAAAAUAAGUAUAAAUUAGGCCUAUGUCUCUGCAUAUAAAAUUUAUGACAUUAUUAUAAAUUAUUGAUAUUCAUUUGAUAAUUAUACAGAGCUAGAGCUGUCCUAGACUAUAAUAUUAAUAAGAAUUAGAAGUCACAGAAGACCAAGGCCUUCAUUAGAUAAAGCUACAUAUAAACUUCAGAGUUUGAGGCCACUGUAUUUAAAAACAUGGUAAGUAAGCCUAAUUUUUUUUUGACCACAUACCCCCUUAGUUAUUGGGCAUCAAGGAUGAGCCAUGCAUUUCAGUGGUGGAUUAAAAAAAACAAACAUCGAUGGCAAAAGAAAUUUUUUGUUCAAGUUGAGCAAAGCCUAAUAAUAGAAAGACUAUUAAUAAUGUGCCAAGCUUGUAAUCUAUAGUGUAAUAUUUAAACUUACUUAUUAUUAUGAAAAGCAUGACAAGUUUUUUUUUAAAAUUCCAAGUUUCUGAAAGAUACAAUCAUUAAAAAUUCAAAUGUCAUAUAUUACGGUCUGCAGGUACCUUAUUGAUCUUCAUUCUAUUGACAAAGAAAUCGAUUUUAAAAAGAUAAUAGAGAGAAAUGAUAUCACAUUAGUUUAGUGUUAUUAUUUAUUUUUUUUAGUUAGCACUUCAUUAUGUGCAUUAUGAAGAGAUAACUUGUAAAUAUUUUAUUUAGUGGGUGUUAAUUUAAUACUUUAAUAUAAGGUGUAAUGACAUACAACCCGCAAACUAUUUACUCACUAUCAAAGUAGCCCGCUAAGACUUUUGGGGUAGCCACCCCUGAUAAAGUCAGUUCUAGUUAAACUUAUGGAUUACCCUUCUGAUUUUUCAAGGCUGAAAGAAAAGCUGUGAACAAAUACUACCCACCUGACUGGGAUCCAAGGAAAGGUUCGGCAAACAAACGAGUUGGACAACAUCCACUCAGAGAUCGUGCAAAGAAAUUAAGCCAAGGCAUUCUUGUAAUCAGGUGACAUAUAGAAAGAAAAAAAUGCAAUCUUGUUGAACUAUUUUAAAAGUAAGUGUGCUUUUAUAUGAAAAGGAGUAGAACCUAAUGCAGACAAAAAACAAAUAAAUAAGAUCUGCACAUUUUUCACCAUGUGCAUAGGCCGAAGGGCACAUGUCCAAAUUAUAACUAACUGAAACAGGAUGAUGGUUAGAGAGUAGAAUUUUUUAUAAUUCUUCAAAACGGCUUUAAGUUAUAUGAUUUGUAAAUUGAAACUCAUUGAAAUUCAUUUUGUUAUUUAAUGCAGGUUUGAAUUGCCUUACAAUAUCUGGUGUGGAGGUUGUGGAAGCCACAUAGGCAUGGGUGUCCGAUACAAUGCAGAGAAAUCUAAAGUGGGAAACUACUACAGUACUCCAAUAUAUAAGUUUCGGAUGAAGUGCCAUCUUUGUGACAAUUAUUUUGAGAUCCAGACAGAUCCCAAGGUAAAUUUAUGACUUGUUUUGUGAUUGAACAUUUGUUUAAUAAAUAUGUCUUUUAACAGAGUCCCACUGUUAGUUGAUUAGUGGUCUUAUUAAUUACUCACAUAAGAUAAAACGAUCCAUUGCUUUAGUGGUGGAUGUUUAAAUGUGAACUGUAGAAACUCAGAUGGCAGACAAAUUGUGGCCAAGUGUAGUCUGUAUAAUUGAUGACAUAUUAUUAUAUUAUGUAAUAAAAUCAUUUUUUUUUAUGACGUCCUAUGUAAAUGCUAACCAUAGUUUUGUUUCAAAGCUUUUACCUUUAGCAUCAAUGUUUUGAUUUUAGGUUUCUGCAACAUGCUAGUGUUUCAUUGAACUAAACAUGUCAUUGUGAUGACGCUUCCCUCCCUUGGGCUUGUACAUUACUGUGUCCUAGACUACAAGUCUACCAUAACCCAUGUUAUGAUAUUUGAGUUUCUGCUGUACCUGUUCUUUAUUGCCCUUGUACAAAGAGGAAAUAAUAUCAGAAUAGAAAACUUUAACUGUCUGCCUUGAGCACAUGUAUCACGAAUUGACAAAUCCACAGAACCAUGACUAUGUCAUCUUAAAUGGUGCAAGAAGGAAGGAACAGCGCUGGGAUCCAGUUGCAAAUGAGCAAGUGGUGCCUGAAGGUAAUAUCAAAAUAUUUUGUGCUGAUAACAUAUGGAAAGAUAAAAUUAUCACAGAAAAUUAAAUUGUAAAGCAUAAUUUGCUUUCCCCAUAGCUUGGAAAGUGAUGAAGAUUUGUUUUCAGAUUAGAAUUUUGAACCCAGGCUCGACUGAAUACAAUUAUUAAGAUUGGUUAAAAAAUAUUGAUAACUCCACUAGAUAAAUCAACACAGAAGAAGCUGGCCACAGAUCCCAUGUUCAAAUUGGAACAUGGUUCAAAUGAUCAGCAGCGAGGAAAGGAUAAAGUCUUGACACUUGCCCAGAUUGAAGAAAGCAGAGCCCCUAUGAAGGAUGAUUACAUCCUGAACCGUAUGGCUAGAGAUAAGUUUAGAGUAAGUGCAGAAGACCAAUGUACUAUAGGUGUCACGUACCGCUAUAAGUGUAGAGAAUUUAAUCUCCUAUUUUAAUUUAUGGCUCGUUGAUAAACAGUACACAACUAAGGACACUACCAUUAAUUAAAUACAGUAAUAAAGAACGAUACCAAAACUAGGCAUAAUUACAAAUAAUAAUUUAUUAAGCAAAUUUUAAAAUUGCCAAAUCAAAAAGAAUAAAACUAAGGCUAUUCACUUACAGUACAGCAAUGAAUUUGUACCGGUACAAUGUUGGAAGGUGCACACACAUACAUAGUUAAUAUAAUGUAAAAUAUUUACGGUCAGUACAGUAUGUCACGGUCAGUACAGUAUGUCACGGUCAGUACAGUAUGUCACGGUCUCUCUCUAGCUAUACCACUCCCCAAGUCGAUUGGCUUAUUUAUAGUCUUUCCUUGAGACUUUUCCAGAAAGGGGUUACACAUGGUACCUGCAUCUCGGCCUGUCUCGUAAGUUCUAAAGAAUUCUACUACAGACUGUGUAGUACUACAGACUACAAGGUCAAGAGAGACAAUUUGUGAAUUAAACCACACUCAUCUUCGCCAAACUUGGGGUUACCCAGAGUUCAUGCACAGGAUGUAUGAGAUGCACGAAAAUUAUGACGUAAACACAAAAACACGUCUGCAUAAAAAUAAGGAUAAUUAUUUAUAAUAGCUUUAAAACUACAGCAGUUCUUCUCCAAAUUCUUGUCUGUAGUUCUUUGUGGUUUCAAAUUACAGCAGUUCUUCUCCAAGUGCUUGUCUGUAGUUCUUUGUAGUUUCAAAUUACAGCAGUUCUUCUCCAAGUGCUUGUCUGUAGUUCUUUGUAGUUGGAAACUUCAUAACUUAGAUGAUGGUGUCUGCCUUCCCCAAGCCUUAAAACACAUUGAGUAGUCAAGCUGGUCAUUUCCUACGCAGUGAAAGUCUAUCCAGUUCAAGCGGCAUGGUGUCCCAAUUAUGCAGUGUUUUAGUUCUACAAUUUUGUUUUUACUGUUAUAGACUGUGGGUUCCCUUGUAUUUUUUACUCCAAUGUAACGUUGUAACAACCAAUCCUCUCCCCUUUUUUUUGGAUAUUUUCACUUAUUAAAUGUGUAAGGCUGUACCUAACCCACCCCUCCUUUGAUUUGGAAAAGGUUGUAUAGUUCUCUUUGUUUCAAAGAAUGCUAUCUGAUGACACAAUUUCUGGAAUGUAUUUCUGGGGGAUUCAAACUUACUCAUAUAUAUAUAUAUAUAUAAACAGGCAGCUUUCCUAGUGGUGAUUUUUACUCAUUUUUCUAGACGUUUACGAGACGUAAUAUACCUACAAGAAUGUACUCUUUAUAGUGGUUUUAAUUUAAUAUUUUAUAUCUUUGGGGGAAUGUAUAUUUUGACUUGCUGUUCUGUAAGCUGAUAUAGUUUUUUUUCUCAAUCCAUUUGAUUUUGUGUAUUUGUAUAAAUUUAAUAGUACAUUGAAAAUGAAUAUUGUUAGAAUUACUAGCUUUGGUAUCGUUUUUAUUUGUGUACUGGUUUCAGGUCCUUUAUUAUGUAUUGUUCAACACGUGGGCCAAUCUUAAAAUGGAUUAAAUUUUCAAAACCAUAUGAUGGUAUGUAACAUUGCUCUUUGAUAUAAACUAAUGGAGAUUUCCCUACGUCAUUAUAUGAUUUAAUAUUUUUAAAAAAACUUUAUGAAAGUAAGUGCAUUUUUUAUGUUUUAAAAAAAUUGAAAUUUUGUUUUGUUAGUCUACUCGUAUCAUUAAAGUGUUAGAUAUGAGUACAAAUAUAUUUUUUUCCAUUUUGGAGUUGAAAAGGAAAUAUCUGAAUAAGUGGCUUGUGUAUCUAUAAACUGUUAAUUUACUUCAUGACCUUUUGUGCCAGCUUGUGCUGUGUCUUUUGAAAUGGAGUUUUAUUAGAUAUUUAUUGAACAUGUAUACUUUAAAGAAAAAAAAUUGAGUUUAGGGAAGGAAAGAAUAUUUAAACAGAAUCCAUUUGAAGCAGAGAAACCCUGAUCAGAUUGAUGCUUUUAUUGCAUUGUCAUUUAAUUUUGUUUAGCUUAGAGUUUAAUGUAUUAGACAAGCACUAAGCCUAGACCCGAGACUAAUGUUUCUCUUAAAUGAGAUCCAAUGCCUAAAACUCAUUGGACUGGUACAGAAUAGGAUUUUAAAAUAAAAUUUGUCAUGUUGCUUUCAUUUCAGACAGAGAAAAAGCAACUCAAAGAAUUAGCAGAUGCCGAUCGUGCCAUCUUAGACAAGGCCGCAUUAGAUAUCGCAUUGGUGGAGGAGACAGAAGAGGAUAAAAAACUUGCCGGUCUGCUGAAAUAUGCCGUCACGUCAUGUGAGUUCAGUUUAUUUACCACUUUCAAAAUAAUGUUUCUGUUGUGCAAAUAAUAUUAAAAAACUUGGACUGGGCUCCUCUUUCUUCUUUUUGUUUUCCUGAUACUGAUAGUUUCGGUUUGAGCUGAAUUAAAUGAUUGGCUCACAAGUCUCAUGGUAAAACUUAUAAAGUUAAAAAAAUGAGUUCAAUAAAUUUAACAACUUUUUGAUAGUAGAUAAAUUUUAUGACUAAAGUGAAUACUUUUUGUUAAGAUUGUAUCAACUUAAUUAAUUUUUUUUUUUUACCCUUCCUGUAACAACAGCGUUUGAAGAAAAACAAAAUGAAAGGAGAAAAAGCAUUGAGCAGCGACCAUUAUUUGAUACCAACAAGUCUUCAACUUCUUUGCCUUCAAUGCAAUCAUCAUCAUCUGCCAACCUGACGCAACACAAUGGACUAAAGCAUAAGCUGAGCAGAGCUCUUCAAGCCACUUACAAAGAUCCUUUUAAAUCAGUCAAGAAGAAAAUUUUCAAAACCAAAACUCCAUGGACAGGCUUAAAGCUGGCUAAGAACUCUUCAUUUGUGGUGGUUAAAAGGAAAAAGUCUGGAAAAGAGGCUGAAAUCUCUUCAAUGUCCAAAGUUUCUGGAACAUUUGAUUUUAGAAAACCAAUGACAAAGCCUGACACAAAGUUACCAGCGCCUGCAAACAGUAGUUUAUCUGAUAGUAAUGAUCCUAUAAAUUCAAACUCUUAUUCUGUAGCACCAUCAACUGUUUCUUAUCAGUCAACUGCUACAUUAGCAACAUUACAGAAAAGUCACAGCUCUGAUAGCACUUCUGGAACACAAUUUUCAAAUGCAGCGUCUGCAACUGCAAAUGAUUUAACGAACGCUACAAACACUACUGACACAAAUACUACUGAUACAAGCUGUGGCAGUAUGGAUACGAUUAAUGUACCAAACAGCAGCCUUGAAGCCUUAAUGAGUAGUUAUGUGGAUUCUGACAGUGAUUCAGGGGUGAGCUAGCCGAGCCAAGUAUAAAUUGUUACUUGAUGGAAUAACUCUUGAGUUUAUUCAUGUUUCUUUUAUGCAAUAUUUAUAAUAUAUUAAAACAUUUUCUUAGGCAUAUUUGGUCCUAAUGGUGUAAAGGCCAUUCACAAAUCGGUACACGAAAAAUAAAAUUUGUACCAAAAAAUUCAAUUUCAUCCAUCAUGCUUUAGUAAUGGCUUAAUUCAUGAAGUACAAUAGUAGCAUAGGAACAUUUCCACUGAAGCAAUGAGUGGUUGGUUCCCUGAUCUGAUCUUUGUUGAUUAAAAUAUUUUAAAAAAUUGCUACACAUUACUUAAACUAUCUAAUGUUAUUAAUGUCGAAAUAUAAUGGUAAGGGUUUUCCAGAUCCAAAAAUAUAGUUUUUAGGGAUACAAGUCUGUGAUAUAAGUAGCAAAUUAUUUUGCAGCUAAAAUCAUGAAGAAAUAUUUAUUUUAGAAAGCAAUUAGUUCCUUUGUCCAAGUGAGGAGCCUACUAAACAAUACAUUCUAUCACAUUUAAAGUUAAAUAUUAUUCAUUAAAAUCUGUUACAAAUUGAGAAGAUUACAAUUCAAUUUCUACACUUAAUGAAUAUAGCAAACCUAUUCCCCCACUGCAUGAUUUUACAAUGCAGUAGUUAAUGAAUUGGUGCCUUUUUUAACAUUUAAAAAUUUCAAAUAAAAUAAUUAUUAACUGAUAAAAAAAAACUGAAAGGGUUUUAAAAGUCACUCAGUGCUUUCAAAUAUCUGUUAAAAGUCACUGGGUAGCUUUCAAAUAUCUGUUAAAAGUCACCCGAUAGCUUUCAAAUAUCUGUUAAAAGUCACGCUUUCAAAUAUCUGUUACAAGUCACUCGAUAGCUUUCAAAUAUCUGUUAAAAGUCACUCAAUUGCUUGCAAUUAUCUGAAAAUGAAUAAUUUUUUUGUGGCUUUAACAUAUAAAGAACAACUCAGAGUUACUCUUUCACCUUGUUUUGAAAUGCAGGUAGUUGAUUUAAGCUGGGACUUUUAGAAGGGUACAAAAUGUAAUUAGUCUCAACUGUGAUUACAUUUGUGUAAUUAAAUUAAUUGUUUAUAUUUUUUGGUCAACUUGAAAAUAAUAAAUGUAUACUUUCUUUGAAAUAUUUUAAAAAUUCAUUAAUAUGUGUUAUAUGUGUGCAUAUUGAGAUAUUUUAAU